UGGAAAUGGCUUUCAAUAGCUAGCGGGUCGGGGCGGUUGGGUUCACAAUGCGGGUUAGGGCGGGUCGGGCUGGGUUACCCUGGGCACCUCGGGUCGCUCUCUGCUGUUCGCUCCCAGCUCCCGCAGAAAGAGAAAGACAACGCCGCCGCUCGCCGCCGUCGUUCCCCGGCGACCUCCUCCAACGAAGUCCGUUGAUCCAGGUGCGCCUCUUCUAGAUCCCCUCUCCCAUCAUAUCCUCCGCUUCACCCCUUUCCCUGCCGAAGUACCACGCGCCCAACUCGUAUUUGUUCGAGCCACCGCCGCCGCCACCCUGGCCGCCGGGAAUCGCUAGCGGCGGGGACCUGUGGUGCGGUCGCGCAUGUGCCACCCCACCUUAUUCUAGGUGCCACAUACCUUGUAUUUUAUCCCGUAAUUAGGUGAGUAUUUUUGGGGAAUCAUUUUUCGUUUUGCUCGAUCUGUUUUACAAUUGUAGUUUUCUUCUUUCUCCGUUAUGAUGACGGGGCGUUUGGUUCCUUUAGUCAUACUUCUAAAGUUAAAGUAGGGUUUGGUUCUGAAGUAUGAUGGGACGAACCCGUUCCGCUACUAAAUUAUUGUUGUUUGGAUGUUCCAUAUAAGACAGAUUUGCUUAAAAAAUAAAAAUUAUGCUUAAAUGCUGAAUCUUUGGGCUCUGUAAAAUCUCCUAGACGGAGCCACUUGGCAUGGAGCCGCUCUAUACCAGCUGCCUCCGGAACCAAACACUAUCUAAAUAGUUCCUAGAAUUUCUGGGAGACCUCAUUUAGUCAUACUAUUUAGUAGUUUAGGAACUAAGGCUAUCUUCAGUAGCUCUAAUAUCUCGCCUUUUAUCCCACCUUCUAUUUCAAACUUCAUUAUGUAAACAGUGCUGUCUACGGUACAAAACAAUGCUUUACAUGGUCAUAUGCACGAUCUGCUGAACACAACUUAAUGGUGACUAAACUUUAGUUACUAAAUUUUAGGAGGUGGGAACCAAACGCUCUUGAAAAUUGGCCCCAGUGCUGCUAGUCUUGUUUUCCUUUACUCUGGAACGGUUCCAGAUGGAAUGAUAGGUUUACUUGUGCUAACAUUGAUCACCUGGGAUAGUUUGUAGCCUCAAUCCAUGCAAAACGACAAUGCCUUAGUCUUUUACAAUUUUGCAUGUACAUAUCGGCUAUAGGGUGUCUACCGAUCUAGAGUAUAUAUGAUCCUAUUUUUACAUAAGUUUAAACAGUAAGUUACAAGUUCAGUGAAAGAUAGUUCACUCUAAACUCUGAAGGACAAACUCCAGGAAGUUAAACUGUAGUUUUAUUUCAGUUUCAGCGCUGGUAGUGUGGCAUCUGUAUUUCUGUUUUUUUCUUGAUCAGGUUCUGCUGCAUUGCUAUGAAUGGUGUGAGUUGCAUGGAGUUGAAUAUAAGCCAAUUGCUGACGUGGCGUUUUAUUUCAAAAUCUAUACAUCGAUCUGAUUUCUCAUGAGUUUAGCCCCGUUUUGAAACAUAGUGUUGGUCUGUAGUUUGCAUUGUUAUUAAAACGUCGUUUAAACGAGAAAACGUGUUUAAAAGUUGGAAUGUCCGAACGUUUUAGGUUUAGGGCGUAGAACGUCCGUUUUGAGUGUUUAAACGACGUUUAAGCGUCCAGAUAGCGUUGUAGGGCGUUUUAGAGGUUCUACCCGUCCUGGGCCUUUAGCAUUUUCUAGGUCACUUUCCUGGGCACUGGCCAGCGCCGGACGCGGUGCCCUCACUCCCUCAGCCAGCCGCCGCUCUGCUCUCCUCUCUCCUCUCCUCAGCCACAGCCAGCCGUCGCUCUGCUCUCCUCUCCUCAGCCACAGCCAGCCGCCGCUCUCCUCUCCUCUCUCCUCUCCUCUCCUCAGCCAUGCAGCCAGCCGCUGCUCUCUGGCGCCCACAGCAGCCCAGCCGGCAGCCGCUGCUCUCCUCAGCCAGCAGACCAAAGCAGACCGCCCUCGGCCUCCACGAACUGUGGCACUGCGCCCACAGCAGACCAUAUUGAUAUGGAUCACUUGGACGAACAUGACAGUGAUGACAUGAAUGUAGGGGUAGCUUCAGAUGGCCCCUCCAGACUCAGAAAGAAGAGGUCCAAGGUUUGGGACGACUACAAGCCCAUCAUUGUAGAUGGAGCAAUUCAGAGCGCGGAAUGUCGCUACUGUCAUAUUCACAUGAGUUGCAGAGGUGCUGAUGGUCAAUCCAAUGGGACAAGCCAUUUGUGGCGACACCAGAAAAUUUGCCGAGCAAAAGAUGGGAUUUUUCCAAACCCACUUCAACAGGACGCAUACUUGCCAUAUGUGGUGAAUGAAGUAGACCCGCUGGACCAAAUUCUUCCAGAUUCACUUGAUGAGAUUAAUUUAGUGACUCAAAGUGAGAAUAGCAAAUUCAGGUCAAAGGUUUGGAAGGAUUUUAUACCAUUCUAUGUUCGAGGGAGAGUCCAGGGUGCUGACUGUGUUCAUUGCCACAAGCGAUUCAGUGCAGAUAAAGGUAGAAGCCAUUUGAACCGGCACACUCAAACUUGUCCGGCACGGAGUGGAAAUAGCCUAAAUCACCAGAAAGGUGUGUUGUACCAGUCUAGUCUACCGAGUUCUAAAUCUAGCUUUCAAGAUGAGCUUUCACCAGCAUUGACAAAUGGCAAAGUUCAGAUUGCAGAAUAUGCUAGUAAGUUCCUCAAAGACAGCCGAGGCGAUGCAAGCCUUGUGGAACAUCAUGUUCUAGCUUUACCAGCAAUGGAUGAUAUGAAUCCCUCAGAGCAGAAUACUUCAUCAGCUCAGGCUGCUACUGAUAUAACCAGGAAACCUGACCAAGAAGCAUCUUAUCAUGAGUUAACUAGAAUGAUUAUUUCACAUGGCUAUCCCUUGUCGAUUGUCGAGCAUGAAGAAAUGAGAAGGUUUGCAAAGAUCCUAAACCCCACAUUUAACAUGGCUUCAAGCAUUGAUAUAGAAGAGUAUUCAACUCUUUUGUUUCAGAAAGAAAAGUCUGAGCUUAAGGAAAGAAUUGCACUUUUGUCCCAUCGGGUUUCCUUGUCAGCAAGUGUUUGGGUUCCUCAUGGAGCUGAAGCCUCAGUAAAGUAUCUCUGUUUGGCAGUGCAUUUUGUAGAUUCAAACUGGAAACUUCAAAGGAAAACCAUCAAAUUUGGUGUGUUCUGGUCCUCAUCUACUAGUUUGGAAAGGAUGAUACAGUUUAAGGAGGCCUGUGUGCUAGAUUCUGAUAUUGGACCAUUUAAUGUCAUACAGGAAGCUAUAAGAGAUUGGAAUCUUGAUCAGAAGCAUUUCAGCUUGACAUCUGGUAGUGAAAUUAGAAAUGACGAGGGGACCUCAAAACUGAUGGACUUGCUCAUCCAAAGGAAAUGCCUUCCUAUUAGAGGCAAGCUAUACAAUAUCGCUUGUGUGAAUGAUGUGCUUAACGGCAUUGUCUCAAAAGGUCAACCGGUGCUUUAUCAUGUUGGUAACAUACUAGAGAAAUUUAUUCAGGCACAAAUGUCCUCAUCUCUGACUCGACAGCAACUUCUAGAAGUUGUUGCACAUAUGGGAUUGAAGUGCCCACAGGAAGAAGCUAAAUGGUGGCACAUAAUUUACUUUAGGCUUGAAGUUCUUCUGCAUUUCAAGAAGGCAUUUCCCUCGGAAGACUUGUUAUCUGCAGAAGAUAACAAAACUUUUGAGUCUGUUUGCAGGAUACUCAGGGCUUUUUAUCGCGCUGUUGAAGUGAUUUGUGGUCCUGUUUGCCCCACAGCAAAUAUGUACUUCAAUGAACUGUGGAAAGUUAGAACUGUUUUGCAAGAAGAAGCAUCAACUGAUCGUGCUGCACUUGCUAACAUGGUUUUGGAGAUGCUGGAAGCAUUCAAUGAGUAUUGGAAAAAUUCAUAUGUGUGGCUGUCAAUACCUGUUGUUCUUGAUCCCAGAUUCAAAAUUACUUUUAUUGAGUUCCGUUUAAAGCGAGCUUUUGGUACCAAUGCAGAAAAACAUGUAUCUGCCAUUCGUGAUACAAUAAGGGAGCUGUUUCAUGAAUAUUGUGGACUUUCAGAUAACUUGGGUGCCGAUACAUCAACUCGUGAAGCUCAUGAUGUUGAGUUGUAUGGAUUUGACAGUGAUUCAUUGGAAGAUUGGGAUGAGCAUCUUAAUGCACAGACAAGGAACCAACAAUUGACAGAACUUGACAACUAUCUAGAAGAUGGUCUUGUCCCAAGGAAGGAUGAUUUUGAUAUCCUGAACUGGUGGAUGAGUAAUUGUACAAAGUAUCCAACCCUUUCAGUUAUGGCACGCGAUGUCCUGGCGAUUCCAGCUUCUGCCGAUAAUUUUGAGGCUGCGUUAAGUGGUGAGGCAAAUGUGAUACAUAAGCAAUGGAGUACAUUAAGUAUCAAAACAAUUGAGGCUCUUGUAUGUACCCGAGAUUGGGGUAAAUAGAAUGAAGUUCACAAGCAGUUCAUAACCAUAGUGCUUCUAACCCGGGAAUACAGGAUGAUACAGAAAGAGUACACCAGCCAUUUAUUGUGCAGUAUAUCAGACAUCUCGCAGCCAACUGGUAAUACAAACCCUACCAAACGUGGGCUUCUGAGUGUUUUCAUGUAUUGUGCACAUUGAUGUCCAGUGAUUUUAUUAUGUUAUUACUAUUUGUACAGUGCCAAUGACGUGCUGCUGCUUUAGCCUGAUUGAGAAUUCUUGUACAACGUCUCUAGAAAGCCAUUUGAUGACUGAUGUUCUGUUCAUGUUAUCCUGGCGUGCUGGAUGUGCUGUGCCCCCUUCAAAAGCUGAAUUUUGGGGCAACCACCAGUGCUCAAAUUUGAUCUACGGGUCCUGUGGCUGACAUCACCAUGAAAUGAUUGCUGGCUUCAAAUCACAUUUAGGACAAUGUGGUUGGUUAAACGUUGCAUUAAUCUUGAGUAGCAUAUCAAUACUGCAAAAGAGCGGAAGAAUUAGAAUACCUUUCGCUCAAGGUCUAUAUUCAUAUAGGAAUGUAAAUAUUACUGUCACCAGUAAGACAUCUUACACCUUCCUUCUGUUCAAAUCAAUAGAUGCCCAUUCCGCUGGCAAACUUUUUUCUCA
This is a messenger RNA of Zea mays, 5035 nucleotides long. RefSeq names its product Zinc finger BED domain-containing protein DAYSLEEPER. The record is from RefSeq and is a predicted model, not a curated record. Gene Ontology annotation, molecular function: protein dimerization activity; DNA binding. Lineage: Eukaryota; Viridiplantae; Streptophyta; Magnoliopsida; Poales; Poaceae. The transcript has 4 exons. Bases 2000 to 4396 code for a protein of 798 amino acids.